CGACCUGUCUGUGCGUACGUGACGCAUGGGAGGGGGGAGACUACUUAAGGGCGGAUUAACGCUGGCAAGACAUUAAAUCCAACCUGCCUCCAUUCAGACGCAGCGCCCAGCCUAUCAACCUGAUCUGAAGAUCGAAAAUAGGAGGGCUUACAGUAAUCAGCCCUCACACUCUGAUGACAAGGAACGGCGUGGCCACGUUGUGGGAGCGCUCAGCACGCACAGCUGGACUCUUCCUGGCGCUGCGCUCUCAGCACACAUCCAACCAGAUAGCGCACAGAGACAGGAGGAAGGCAGUAGGAGCAUCCCGUAACGGGUGCCUUUUUUAGUUCCUUUCGGACUCUUUGGAGCCUGACAACGACCAAAAACAAAGAGAACUCUGAAAGGAAAUAAAGCCCUUUUUGAGGAAUUUGAACACAGUACCGUUGAUCAUUCGUCUUCUCCGGAUGCUCAGAAAUGGGGGAAUGGACUAUACUAGAGAGGCUCCUGGAGGCUGCUGUCCAGCAGCACUCUACUAUGAUCGGAAGGAUCCUGCUAACAGUGGUGGUCAUCUUCCGGAUUCUAAUCGUAGCAAUAGUUGGAGAGACUGUCUAUGAUGACGAGCAGACCAUGUUUGUUUGUAACACCUUACAGCCGGGCUGCAACCAAGCAUGUUACGACAAGGCUUUUCCCAUUUCACACAUUAGAUAUUGGGUUUUUCAGAUCAUCAUGGUGUGCACGCCGAGCCUUUGUUUUAUCACAUACUCAGUGCAUCAGUCUGCCAAGCAGAAGGAGCGGCGCUACUCCACAGUCUAUCUUACAUUAGAUAAGGAUCAAGAUUCACUAAAGCGAGACGAGAGCAAAAAGAUCAAGAACACCAUAGUCAAUGGAGUACUUCAGAACACCGAGAACUCCACCAAAGAAGCGGAACCGGACUGUUUGGAAGUGAAAGAGAUCCCCAAUUUGGCCAUGAGAACUACAAAGUCCAAAAUGAGGCGUCAGGAGGGCAUCUCCAGGUUUUACAUCAUCCAGGUGGUUUUCAGAAACGCGCUGGAAAUAGGCUUUUUAGUGGGCCAGUAUUUCCUGUAUGGAUUCAACGUCCCCUCCGUGUACGAAUGUGACCGCUACCCCUGCAUCAAAGACGUCGAGUGCUACGUCUCCAGACCCACGGAGAAGACGGUCUUCCUGGUCUUCAUGUUCGCGGUCAGCGGCUUUUGCGUGGUGCUGAACCUGGCAGAACUCAAUCACUUGGGCUGGAGGAAAAUCAAAACGGCCGUGCGGGGUGUGCAAGCCCGAAGAAAGUCAAUUUAUGAGAUCAGAAAUAAAGACUUGCCCCGGAUGAGUGUGCCCAAUUUCGGGCGCACGCAGUCCAGUGACUCUGCGUAUGUGUAACGCAUGGAAGCACACCAGGAUGGACAUGAAGGACUGCUUCGCACGCCUAGUUCUUGUCAUGAGUGGGCAGAUUUUCUUUGUCUGAUUAUCAGUCUUGUUUGCGAUUUGUUGACCUUUGAAGAACUUUCGUGGCAAGCGUGGAUGACACGUUUGUUCUCUCAUUUAUUAUUGCACUGAUGCAACUUUUUUGGUAAAGUUUCUACUCUGUAAAAAUCGAGGCCAUGUGUUCAGAGUGUCUCUUUGUGGGCUGAUCUGCUGUACUUGAAGAGAGAAAAUGCAAAAAUUGCACUAAGAGGUGAACACACUCUAGAGCCUGAUCUUUUACCCAAAUGUGCUUCUGCCCUAACAGUGUUGUAAGACUUCUUUUUCAUUUCCUUUCCACCCGUUUAUUCUAACUAAAUGGCACCAUUCUAAGGAGAAAAAUCUACCAUCCAGAUUUAUAUAUCCAUAUAUAAAUCCUCUGUAUAUGGUUAGAUUGAAAUCAGCCUAAUUCGUGUUAUUUUUUUGUUGCCUGUGUUGCACCACUAACCUUAACAUAUGUAACCAUUCCAUUGCUUAUUCGCUUACUUGCAAAACAAUAUGUGGUGAAUUUGCUGCAAGCAAACGUCUGUGACUUCCUUAAUUUAUGACACACCAAAGCGCCCACUGCUUUUAUUUGUGAUGUGUUCUUUUUCUUUUUUUUUGUUGCUUUUUUGCUUUUGUGUAAUCAAGUGCCAUACUUGUAUAUAAACAUAGUAUAAAUAUUUAUAUGUAUACAUAUAAAUAUAUAUAUAUAUAUAAAUCUAUUAUAACAAUAAUCAUCCUGAAAGCUGAUUCCCUGCUCGGAUUAUGCCUACUACUGACCAAUUUUUUAUUUUGCUCUAAAUGUAUUUGUUGUGAAUCAAAUCAAGAAAAUCAAGAUAUACAAAUGUCUAAUUUAUUUUGCAAAUGACUGGAAAAAGAAAUGGAGUGCUAGUCUUUUUAUAUAUGAAAAACAAAAACAAAACAAAAAACUGCAAUCGAAGCUGAUCAACACUGAAAAAUACAGCACAAAAUUGAUAUUUUUAUCAAAGAAUGGGCAAUAGACAUCUGUUCUGGUGCUACAAUUUUUCAUUGAAACGGUUUUAAAUGUAACCUAUAACAGAUCAGAGAGAAAAGCGUAAAACACCAUUUUCUUCUGUGGAAAAUAAACGUGGAAUUCAUGUACACCCGAAA
This is a messenger RNA of Oryzias latipes (Japanese medaka), 2562 nucleotides long. RefSeq names its product gap junction protein delta 2b (gene gjd2b). The record is from RefSeq and is a predicted model, not a curated record. NCBI's taxonomy places the organism in Eukaryota, Metazoa, Chordata, Actinopteri, Beloniformes, Adrianichthyidae. Gene Ontology annotation, molecular function: gap junction channel activity. Gene Ontology annotation, biological process: cell-cell signaling. Gene Ontology annotation, cellular component: connexin complex.